Messenger RNA from Rhodamnia argentea, 1738 nucleotides. RefSeq names its product probable glutathione S-transferase. The transcript is spliced from 2 exons. Gene Ontology annotation, biological process: glutathione metabolic process. Bases 37 to 714 code for a protein of 225 amino acids. Lineage: Eukaryota; Viridiplantae; Streptophyta; Magnoliopsida; Myrtales; Myrtaceae. Gene Ontology annotation, cellular component: cytoplasm. The record is from RefSeq and is a predicted model, not a curated record. Gene Ontology annotation, molecular function: glutathione transferase activity.
GGUUGAAGUGGAUCAUCACAUGAUCAAGCCGACGAAAUGUCAGAGGAAGUGACACUAUUCAAGACGUGGUCGAGCGCAUUUGCUUUGAGGGUCGUGUGGGCACUGCAGCUCAAGGGCAUCCGAUACGAAUCCGUCCUGGAAGACAUCUCCAACAAAAGCGACCUCCUUCUCCGGUAUAACCCGGUUCAUAAGAAGGUACCGGUGCUUCUCCACAGCGGAAGACCGAUCUCAGAGUCCCUCGUAAUUCUCGAGUACCUUGAUGAGACAUGGAAGCAAGUCCCGCUUCUCCCGCGGGAUCCUUUUGCGAGGGCCACGGCGCGAUUCUGGGCCAAAUUUGGCGACGAAAAGGUCAUGCCAUCAAUGAGGACUGCUCUAAUGAGCGAAGGGAAAGAGCAAGAGGCAGCCCUUGCAGAGGCAAGUGAGCACCUGCAGAAGCUGGAAGAAGAGCUUAAAGGUAAGAAGUUCUUCGGCGGAGACAGCAUCGGGUAUCUGGACAUCGCACUCGGAUGGUUGGCCAAUCUAAACAGAGUCUUUGAGGAGAUGUGCAGCUUCAAAGUGGUUGAUGGUGAGAGGUUUCCACUUCUAUUUGCAUGGUUGGAGGAGUUCUCAGAUGCUCCAGUAAUCAAAGAUUGUUGGCCACCCCAUGACAAGCUCGUCCCCAAGUUCAUUGCUCUUCGUCAAGCGCAUCACGCAACAUCAUCGUCAUCGACUUGACCUAUUUUCUUUUGUGGGAGAGGGUGUUAAGACUUGUGUUACUGUCAAUUUUCAUCUUCACAUUCCAGAAUGAUAUGCUGCGCCCUUACUGAUCUGUUGAAACAGUUGCAAAGUAUAAUUUACAAAGCUACAAACAGAAUAGUGUGCCGACCAAACGGUGUAAAAUGACAUCACAUUAGCGACGACAAUAGCUUGAAGAUCAAAAUAACACCUCGACAGCAAUUAUAGAACCUGAUUUAGUGAUUUAGUAUGUCGAACAUGAUAAUCUCUCCACAUAGUUCCUACUUCCUCCAAACAGGCAAGAAAACCAAGAGAAAACCGAUAUAACAACUAGGCAAUAUUGUACAGUCAACUAACAUCAUUCAACAGCAGCAAAAUCUUAUGACAGUAGACACAAUGUCGGAGCUUAGAACAAAAGUGCGAGGAAAAAAACUUAUCAUGCAGUAUAAUUGCGAAGAGUGCUAAACCACUGCGGCCAAAGCACACAUUGAGAGAGGAUUGUGAUUGCAAGCAUUAUCUGAGUCCCAACCGACCAGAUGAAAAAUUCAAAAUACGCAGGUUGAUGGUUGAACUAAUAGACUCCUUGAGUUAUGGGAUCCUCAUGAUUGAUUCGAGUUAAAUACAUGGACGCCCGCCCGGCAGUCAUAAUUGCCAUCUUCCUAAUGAUUUCACCAACUACAAUCGUGGCAAAGCCGACAUUGCUGAUCCACCCUCAUUCUUGUGAAGCUGGAAAUAAAGAAACAUGAAGAAAAUACUCCCCAGCUAAAACAACAGUGCAAGAAGAUGAUUUCUGCUGAUGAAGAGGAAUUUAAGAGUCACAUUCGAUCUUCCAUGAAAGGCAACUGCAAGGCUAUACUCAAGCCCAUGAAAGACACGAGAGCAAUUGGGCAACUGUCUGCAAGAUGUGUAACUAUUAUAUCUCUGCCAUUUUUUUUACCAAACAAGGCGCAUCCAUUUGUAGUCUUGAGUUGAAUGUAGUUCUCUCAGACCCAGAGGAUACAGCAAUCAAACUGUGGGAUUUGGA